CACCGAGGGGUGCUUUGUUUCUGUCUACCGUGUCGUCCUGUGUUCAUCCCAACCACCCGGCUCACGGUUAUUAUAAAAGGAGCCUGACUGGCAACCGAGGCUAUAUCCUCCAUUGACAGCGAUGCGCCGAGCCUUGAAUUUUGUGGUCUUUAUCCUGUUGCUCCUCUGCGGUUAUACGACAGCUGCGUUUUCGAGAACUGCUCUCACUGCAGAAGGUGUGAAACUGUGGUGGAAUGAGCCGGUAGAACCCACGUCGGAGUUUCUCAUUAUUUGGUAUCGACCGGAUGGACGAUCAAUUGACGGAUAUGAAUUUUUGGAUCGUACGCAACGUAGCUAUGAAGUUACCAGACUGAGAAACUGCACACUUUAUGAAUUUACCCUGCUCGGUUUUGACUGGUCCUAUGAACAGAGCACUUACGCGACAACGAAGAUCAACACAGGGAAAUGCGCUUACAGUAGCCGGAGUUGGAGACACUGAAAGACCAAUGAGACGAAACGAUUCGAUUCCAGUCCAUGACAUUAUAAUGUGUGGUCUAAAGUGACUUUUUCAUGAGUACCGAAUGGAUUUUGUACUACUUCGCAUAUAACUGAUGUCCGGUUGACUCGUCGGGAUCUCUUUACCCCUCCUUUCGUGUCCAGUGCUGCUUCUAAAUGACCGCAAUGCUGUUGCAGUAGUCCUCAUAUUAAAAGAAAUUUUGCAUUCUCGACUGAACUUCAUAAACUGUUACGUUUU
This is a messenger RNA of Dicrocoelium dendriticum, 733 nucleotides long. The record is from the annotation of a GenBank genome assembly. NCBI's taxonomy places the organism in Eukaryota, Metazoa, Platyhelminthes, Trematoda, Plagiorchiida, Dicrocoeliidae.